AUGAUGUUCGCCGAUGACGUUGACAAUGGUGGAGAUGUUCAGCCAAUGACGAAUGAAGAUCAACCUGGUACUGUUGAAAUACUUCCAGAUAUUGCGGAACAGUCGCUUGCUGCUGUUGACCCUUCUGAGCUGCUCGCAGAUCAGCGUCGUGCAUAUAACAUUAUCAAGUGGCAUGUUGACCAACAACUUGCCAGACAUGACAAUCAGCUGCUCAUGAUCAUUUAUGGAGAAGGAGGUACUGGGAAGUUGAAGGUCAUCCAGACUGUCACAGAAUACUUCAAGUCCAGGGGCAUUGAAGAUACACUAGUGAAGUCAGCAUACACGGGCAUCGCAGCGUCACUCAUAGAUGGCAAGAAAAUGCACACCGUCGCUAGCACCCCCCUUCGUACUGAAAACCUCUCGGACGAGGCACGCAACAAACUGACGGCUGCAUGGUUGCAUAGAUCCUGGUACAUAAUUGACGAAAUCAGCAUGAACUCUUGUGCAAUGUUUGCACACGUCGAGCAGAACGUAGCAUUGGCAAAGGGUUGA
Molecule: messenger RNA, 531 nt
Organism: Phanerochaete carnosa HHB-10118-sp
Lineage: Eukaryota; Fungi; Basidiomycota; Agaricomycetes; Polyporales; Phanerochaetaceae
Exons: 1
Coding region: 1-531 (176 amino acids)
Biological process (GO): DNA repair; telomere maintenance
Molecular function (GO): DNA helicase activity
Source: RefSeq, a predicted model, not a curated record